AUCAUCCUCCUGCGAUGCGAGCAUCGUUUUGGUGGAGAUAGGGCAUCCUCCCAACCCUUCGACACCCAUGACUACCGACUAGGGUCGCUCAUUAACGGACAAACAGAGGGGAUUUAAGGACAGUAUUAUGGCGAAACACCGCAAAGACAGAGACAGCUGGGGUGAGUGGUCCCUCAGUGACAAAAAUGUCUACGACUGGAGCUCAGAGGAGGAGGAGCCGGACGGACGAGCCCGGCCCGUGCAGGUGCUGCUGGUCAAAGACGACCACACCUUCGAGCUGGACGAGGCGGCCCUGAGUCGCAUCCUGCUGGCGGAGGAGGUCAGAGACAGAGAGGUGGUGGCCAUCUCUGUGGCCGGAGCUUUCCGCAAGGGCAAGUCCUUCCUCAUGGACUUCAUGCUGCGCUACAUGUACAACCAUGCGUCUGAAACCUGGCUCGGCGAUUCAGAUGAGCCUCUGACCGGCUUCUCCUGGAGGGGGGGCUCAGAGAGGGAGACCACCGGGAUCCAGAUCUGGAGCGAGGUCUUCCUGGUGGACAAGCCAGACGGAAGAAAGGUGGCUGUGCUGCUAAUGGACACACAGGGCACGUUUGACAGCCAGUCGACACUGAGGGAUUCAGCCACUGUGUUUGCACUGAGCACCAUGAUCAGCUCCAUGCAGGUUUACAACAUCUCUCAGAAUGUACAAGAGGACGACCUUCAGCAUUUGCAGCUCUUCACAGAGUACGGCAGACUAGCGAUGGAGGAGACUUUCCUCAAACCGUUCCAGUCCAUGAUCUUCCUGGUUCGAGACUGGAGCUUUCCAUACGAGUUUCCCUACGGACAGGAGGGAGGCAUGAAGUUCCUGGAGAAGAGACUGAAGAUCUCAGAGAACCAGCACGAAGAGCUGCAGAACGUGCGUAAACACAUCCACUCCUGCUUCACCAACAUCUCCUGUUUCCUGAUGCCUCACCCCGGCCUCAAGGUGGCCACCAACCCACACUUUGACGGAAGAAUAAAAGAGAUCGACGGCGAGUUCAUAAACAACCUGAAGGUUUUGGUCCCGUGGCUCCUCAGUCCUCGUAACAUCGACGUGAAGGAGAUCAACGGCAGCGAAAUCACCUGCAGAGGCCUGGUGGAGUACUUCAAGGCAUACAUUAAGAUUUACCAAGGUGAGGAGCUGCCACAUCCAAAGUCCAUGCUGCAGGCGACAGCAGAGGCCAAUAAUUUGGCAGCAGUUGCAGCUGCAAAGGAUCUAUACAACAAGAAAAUGGAGGAGGUCUGCGGGGGGGACCGGCCCUUCCUGGCCCCCAGCGAGCUGCAGGCCCGGCACAGCGUCAUCAGAGAGGAGGCCCUGCAGGUGUUCCGGGGCGUGAAGAAGAUGGGAGGCGAGGAGUUCAGCCGCCGCUACCUGCAGCAGCUGGAGGGAGAGAUCGACGAGGUGUUUGUCCAGUACAUCAAGCACAAUGACUCCAAGAACAUUUUCCACGCAGCCCGCACGCCGGCCACCCUGUUCGUGGUCAUCUUUGUCAUGUACGUGGCUGCGGGGAUCACGGGCUUUGUGGGCGUGGACAUCAUUGCCAGCUUGUGUAACAUGAUCCUGGGUCUGGCACUGAUCACUCUCUGCACCUGGGCCUACAUCCGUUACUCCGGGGAGUACCGGGAACUCGGCGCCGUCAUCGACCAGGUGGCAGGUGCACUGUGGGACCAGGGGAGCACAAAUGAGGCUCUCUACAAGCUGUACAAUGUAGCAGCCAAUCACAGGCACCUGUACCACCACGCCUUCCCCGGCGGACCGCAGGUGGACGAGGUUGCGGAGGAGCAGGACAAGAAGAGGGACUGAUUAGAAAAGACAGGGUACAGCAGGGACUGACUGGUGAUGGACACGAGGAGGAGGAGGGAGCAGGAGGAGGAGGAGGAGGAGGAGGAGGAGCAACCUCACCCAUCAGGCACUCUUUUAUUCCAGUAUUGGCUGGUGCUGCCCACCAAUACAUCCACCACUUUAAACCUAAUAAGGGACUGUAUAAUGUUCAUGUAAAGGCAGAGCGUCCUCUCAGCGGGAGCCUGUUUCCAAGCGAUGGAUGCCAUUUAUCAUCGUCUCACUUUUUGUCUGUGAUAAAACACACACCUGUACAGAUCCUGCAGGCUCUCCUAGAGGAGACCUCGGCAUAUCCAACCUCCAGUCAGCUGUUGAUUUCACAUCAGACGGGUUUCUUUUUUCAUUUGUCACCGUUUGACGACGAUUUUUUCAAAGUAUAGCCAAAUCUGUGAACUCCCCAUUUGUGACGAUUGUUCUGUUCUUUGAAGUUUAGUGCUGUUUAUAAGAAACAAUAUCUAUGACCUGCGAUGUUUGAAAGCCAAAAUAUGUACUGUAUGUUAAAUAAUGACGCGUUACAAGCAUCAUCAGCAUGGUAAGUGGUUAAUGUCUGUCAUCUUUAAGCUCUUAAAACCAGGUAUACUUUAUAAAAAAUGAGUUUUAAUAGUUGUGACAAAGUGGUAUUGUGCCAUAACAUGUAAAAAAAAAAAAAAGGGAAAAAAAAAAGAUUUCACAUCUACUGCAGCCGGGCUACAUGCAGACACUGGAUGGCACAUUUAUUUAGUUGUUUUGUUUUGGAGGUUGAUUUCUGCAUCAGGGAGUUGCUUUGUGCUUCAUGACAGCACCGGGUGGAAAGACAAAAACCAGAAUAGUUCAAAGUUUACACAACAUAGCUGACAUUAUCUCUCACUUUGUAGUCUGCUUGCAGUUUUGUAAUUACGCAGUGAUCCUCUAUAUGUGUGUUUGGUCUUUGAGGUUGAGGGGAAAGAGCGUGUUUGGUUUCCAUUGUGAUGUAGAGGUGGCGGGUGAAAAACCAUUGUUGUGUUUCUCUCUGAAUGUUCGAGCAAAUCCGAGGAAUGUAGCUAUUCUGUGGCCACUGAGGAAUCAAAGCUAGUUGUUAUUAGGCGGGGCGACAGGCCUGCUUUGGAAAAAAAAAAGGAUCCUCAUUCCACAUCUCUUUCAUCAUCUUCACACACUUAAGUUGAAUCAUCUGUGAAGAACUGUUGCAUGGUGAAACAAGCCAGGCUCCGACUUUUUUUGUGUUUCCGAAACAGCUUGCAUUUAUAAACAAAAGGCUUGUAUUGGUGACGGCACUUUUUGGUGUUUGAAUACUUUGGCUUCGUAGACUGUUACUGUACAUUUGUAUAACUGUGGUUAUUGUUUUUCAGCUCACUGAAUACUCCAGGAUCAUAGAACAUCACAUACAGCUGCAGCACUGACAUGUUUUUUCUUUCUGGUCAGCAACAACAUUACAGUAUGGAAGCCUGUUUCUGCCAAUGUGACGAAAAAGAGUCGUUAUAAUGAGAAACCUGCUCCAAAUUACUUAGUAUGUCAAAAUAGUAACUUAGUAUCUCAAGAAAAUUAGAAACAUUAUUAGAAUAAUGACUUAGUAUCUUAGAAAUAAUGACUUUAUAUCUCAAAAUAAUGAUUUACCCCACAGUCAUAGCAAAACACACAGCUACAUGCACAGCUGCUAGAUUAUUUAUCUGCAUAGUAAAUUGCACCUCUAACAAAAAGAUGAACCUAGUAUUUGAAUAAUGGGGUGACCUUGAUUUAUAUAGUUCAUCGUAAUAAAACAUCGCUUACUGGAUCAACCUUUUGUCUGAAUUUUAUAACAGGAAGAAAGAGGUAAAGAACUGAAGCCAGUUCCCUACAUUAUUUGAGGAGCUGUCUGGGUAAAGUGUGACGUUGACGAGCAGUGCGAAACUGCACCUUGCGUUUAAAAGUUAAUAUUUAAUAUUUUUCUUUUUUUGCACGUCUAAAAAUCACUAGAAAAAUGCAACACGCUUCCCAAAGAUAGGAUCUCACAUCAAACCACACAGAAAAAAAGUGGGCUUUAUGAAAAAACAUUUGUAUUCUGUUUUACUUUCUCUUUAUAUCUCGCUUUAUAUUUUCUAUAGGAUUUUCAAACUCAAAAUUGCAUUAAAGUAACUAAAUCUGAAAUUCAUGCAUGACUCCUUCAACAGGUCUGGACCACUUGUACGUGAGAAGAUAUUCAAAUGUAUGUGAAUAUUCCAUGAAUGCAACAAGUUCCCCUAAAUUACUUGGACAAGCCACUUCAAUGUGUUUGAACUAGGGCUGGGCGAUAUGAGCCAAAAGUCAUAUCCCGAUAUAUUUAGGCUGAAUAUCAAUAUACUACAUAUAUCCCGAUAUUUUUAUCACAGCGUGAGAGCAAAUAUGUCCAAAAAUAAGUGAGCAUAAAUGGUGUAUAACAAUAGGAGUACCUUUUUUUCAAAUCAAAGCUCCAUAAAGUGCACAUUUAAAUAAAAAAAUAUCUUAAAUGAAAAUAGCCUAUGAAAUUAAAUAGGCCAAACUUUUUCCAAAAUAAGUGUAUUUAUAUGAGAAAAGAAUAACGAACAUUACAAAAGAACUAAAUAUGACAAACCCCAGUAAGGGCACCAUUUAUAUAUAAAGAAAGAAAAAAAAUUGAACUAUAUCGAUAUAUGCGUUAUGGUCUAAUUCCAUAUCACAUUUAAAAAUAUAUCGAUAUAUCUCUUAUAUUGAUAUAUCGCUCAGCCCUAGUUUGAACGAGUGUUUCUUGCAUAAAGACUCCUAGUUUUGCUGGUGACACAUUUCUUGUGACACGUCUCAGUGUGAUCUGGGUCUCAGUAUCUCCAAAUAAUGAGUUGAUAUUUCAAAAUGAUGAAUUACUAAGUAAAAAUGAUAUAAACAUUCUCAAAAUAUCUCUAAAUGAUCACUUAGUUUCUCAGAAUGUUUGUAUUAGGUCAAAAUCUUGAAAAAGUUUUUAAUUAUUUUGGGAUACUGAGCUUUUAUUUUGAGAAAGUUUCUCAAUGUAAUGACUUACAGGAUCUUUAUUUUCAUCCCAAGGCAAAGUUUUCAUCACAUUUUUUGUCUUUUUACUGGCAGAAACGGGCCUCCAUAUUACAGGAACACGGUCAUGCAUAUUUAGCAAGUUUAUGCUGAGGUUUGACCUCAAGGGUUGGAAAUUUAAAGGCACUGCAGCAGAGUGGCUUCUGAGUCUUCCACAAUGUAUAAUCAGCAUCAGUGAGGCCUUCACACAGAGAACCAUCUAAGUCCAGUUUAAGAUCCGUGAGGUUUUUCAAAUCCCAUUUCUUCAUGUUGGAGUGUCCAUUCAUUCAGUCAGAAAAGUAGCAUUUGUUUACAUUGUGUUGCGUUAACACUUCAAAUUAAAUAGGAGAUUUUAUCUGUUUAAAGAAAUAAAUGUAUCACAACAUGUUAUUCUUGGAUUUAACAAUUCAUUCCUGAAGACGCCCCCGUCGGCACUUAAAUCAUCUCCGGAUAUCGUGGGAGCCUCAGUGUACUGAAAGGUCAACUGACUCCACCUCGUCCAAGUCCACACUGCUAAGUUUCUGCACACGCAUUGCAACAUUUCAGUUAUGAGGAAAUAACUAAUAAAGUUGGACCAAAUUAAUGAA
Centropristis striata (black sea bass) is the source of this 5409-nucleotide messenger RNA. It is a transcript of the gene atl1, whose product is annotated as atlastin GTPase 1. The transcript has 14 exons. The record is from RefSeq and is a predicted model, not a curated record. Gene Ontology annotation, molecular function: GTPase activity; GTP binding. Lineage: Eukaryota; Metazoa; Chordata; Actinopteri; Perciformes; Serranidae. Gene Ontology annotation, biological process: endoplasmic reticulum organization; protein homooligomerization. Bases 128 to 1819 code for a protein of 563 amino acids.